AUGCCGAGAUUAUCGGAAUUCGAUGAUUACGAUGAGUGCUUGGAGGGCGCACCGGUCGGAAAAGUGGCCACAUACUGUUCGGUCAGGGUAGUUAUUGAGCCCAAUAAUGGCUCGGAAAUCUGGCGCUUGAUUCAGGAUUUCUCAAGUGAUUCCAAACGUCACUUCAAUCACAGACAUUUGGCCAGGGGUAUUUGUAUGACAGGCUGCCAGCAGCUAUUUUUGCGUUUGAACAACGCUACAAAGAGUGCCCUGAAAGUGGACAAAUUUGAUAUUGAUUUUCCGUACACUUUCAACGGAACGUUUUUGGAGGAUACUGUUAUUUAUCGUGAUAGGUAUGGAGAAAUGGUGAAUGUAUGUAUAAACCAUAGGCUUAAUCAAACUCAUCAGCUGAGGGCCCAUACCGAGAUCGAAAGUUGUGACAAGAGUACUGACCGUAUAGAGGCUGAUUGGUUGGAUAUGACAUUUCUAGUCGUGUGUGCUGUCAUUGUGGCCCUUACGAUAAUGUCCACGUAUUACGAUAAAAGUAUAAAUUACAAGCAGGAUAUAGCCCACUACAAACAGGACGUUAACAGUAAAAGAAAGACCAUCUACUUGUCAUUCUCAAUACUCCGCAACUGGUACAGACUAACAUCACGAGCACAUGAACCCAUUGACAAAGAUCUGCGUUUCCUGCAAGCCAUCCGUUUCCUCACUAUGUAUCUCGUCAUAAUGGGUCAUGCAGUUCUGCUAAGCGCUAUCGUUCCAAGUCAGAACAGUUAUCGCAUCGAGAAGAUGCACCAUGAUGUCGGCACAAUGAUACUCACCGGAGGAACCCAAAUAACUCAAACAUUCUUCGCUAUGAGUGGUUUUCUGCUUGCGAUCCACAUGAUAAACUACGCAAAACGACGCCACGAGAAGCUUGGAAUGGCGAUACUUUUCAAGGCAACAUUCAUUCGAUACAUUCGUCUAACGCCCGUGUACGCAUUCGUGAUUCUUCUGCACGCAACUUGGCUAGCGAAACUUCAGGAUGGACCCUUCUGGAAGCUUGGAGUGGGACUAGAGCGAGAGAUGUGUCGGAGGAAUUGGUGGACAAAUCUUCUGUACAUAAAUAAUUACGUCAAAGCGGAUCAGGCUUGUGUUCAGCAAGGUUGGUACCUCGGCUGCGACUAUCAAUUGUUUAUCAUCGGAAUCAUGCUGAUGAUUGUGACCAACAGAUAUCGUAAGCUAACGAUCCCAGUCUUUGUACUAGCAAUUGUUGGAUCGUACAUUUUACCGGCUAUGUUCAUCUACUACCAAAAACUAGACGGAACGUUCGUUAUAACACUCGAAGCACAGAGAUUCGUUUUCUGGUUUGAUGAUUACUACCAGAAAUCGUACAUUCCGCUACAUGUCAAUUCAGGCAACUAUAUAGCCGGAAUGGUAACAGGUUUCAUUUAUCUCAACCUACGGAAAAAUAACAUUGAUCCCGCCCAGAAAAAGUGGUUCCGCAUCCUGUGGAAUAUGGUCAUUCCGAUAGCAAUCGCGAGCCUUCUAGUGCACUACAUUUUCUACGUGAAUGAUUUCGAGAAACCAUCGGUCUGGAUGGCGGUUUACUUCGCGAUCACGAAGAACUCGUGGGGAGUGUUUGGUUGCGUUUUCCUCCUAGGUGUCACCUACCAGGUUUCUCCUGUCAUGAAGCGUAUUUUUGAUCACCGAAUUUUCGAGCCCCUGGGACGGAUCACUUAUGCUGCUUAUCUGAGUCAUACGUUUGUGAUGAGGUUGCUUUUCUUGAGCAUACGGGCGCCAUUCCGUUUCAACCACAUAGGAAUGACAAGCAUGGUUUUUUCGUCGGUGGUAUUUUCAUAUUUGAUGGCGACAGUUUUGUGUCUAUGCUUGGAGUUACCAGUGUCUGCGCUGCAGAAAUUGAUCGUGGGCAAUCUGAGAGGUGAUAACAGUAGCCCAGAAGUUCCAAGCGAUGAUACUAGGAUGAAAGCACAAAACAAUGGUUCAAUUGGACAAGAAAAUAACAACGUUUAG
Molecule: messenger RNA, 1995 nt
Organism: Toxorhynchites rutilus septentrionalis
Lineage: Eukaryota; Metazoa; Arthropoda; Insecta; Diptera; Culicidae
Product: nose resistant to fluoxetine protein 6-like
Exons: 11
Coding region: 1-1995 (664 amino acids)
Molecular function (GO): acyltransferase activity, transferring groups other than amino-acyl groups
Source: RefSeq, a predicted model, not a curated record